AUGGCAGACCCAGCGCCGGAAAACGAAAAGAAGGUCGAGCAGCGGCCCGACGGCGACGCCGUCUCCUCGCCGGUGGAUUCUGACGUCGACUUGGAGGCGAGCGACAUCAACGAAAAGGCGUUGCUGAGAAAGCUGGACAUCAAGUUGCUUCCUGGACUCGUCGUCCUCUACCUACUUUCCUUCCUCGAUCGGAGCAACGUUGCCAAUGCUCGCUUGGAAGGACUGACCGAAGAUUUGGGAAUGACCGGAAACCAGUACUUGACGUCGUUGACGCUGUACUUCAUCGGUUACGUUCUUUUCGAAAUUCCCUGCAAUGUCAUCCUCAAGCGCACCACUCCCAAGAUCUGGCUCCCGACGCUCACCCUCGUCUGGGGAAUCGUGUCGACUCUCAUGGGCAUCACCCAGAACCUGUCCGGUUUCUUCGCGGUGCGCUUCUUCCUCGGCGUCGCUGAAAGCGGCCUCUUCCCCGGGGUCGUCUUCUAUCUUUCCAUGUGGUAUAAGAGGCGCGAAAGAGUGUAUCGCGUCGCACUGUUCUUCAGCGCAGCCAGCUUGGCCGGCGCGUUCGGCGGGAUCCUAGCCUACGGCAUCGGCAAGAUGAAAGGCGUCGGCAACCUCAACGGCUGGCGCUGGAUCUUCAUCAUCGAAGGCCUCCUCACCAUCGUCGUCUCCCUCCUCGCCUAUCUCUUCAUCGCCAACUACCCCUCCACCGCCCCCUUCCUCACCCCCAAACAGCGCGCCCGCAUCUCCGCCCGCCUGACCGCCGACUCGGACGCCACGGCCGCCGAGCCCUUCUCCUGGUCCCCCGUCGCCCGCUGCCUCCGCGACCCCAAAUGCUGGCUCUACGGCCUCGCCUUCCACACCCUCUCCCUCCCCCUCUACACCCUCUCCCUCUUCCUCCCCACCAUCAUCAAGUCGCUCGGCUACACCGCCGCCCGCGCCCAGCUCCUCACCGUGCCCCCCUACGCCCUCGCCACCCUGCUCACCGUCCUCGCCGCCGCCGCCUCCCAGCGCCUCGACGCCCGCGCCCCCUUCAUCCUCGCAUCCGCCGCCUGCGCCGCCGCCGGCUACGCCGUCCUCCUCGCCAACCGCGAUCCCGUCGCCCGCCCGGGCGUGUCGUACCUCGGCACUUUCCUCGCCGCGGCGGGCAUCUACCCCGCGACGGCGCUCGCGCUCGCUUGGCCGGCCAUGAACGUCGCGGGGCAGACGAAGCGCGCGACCGCGUGCGCGCUGCAGAUCAGCGUGGGGAAUCUGGGGGCCGUGCUGGGGACGCAGUUGUAUCGCCCGGCGACGGCGCCGCGGUACGUUUUGGGGCAUGCGGUGGCGUUGGGGUAUAUGGUGGCGAAUCUGGGGGUGGUGAGCGUGUUGUGGUGGGUUUUGGUGAGGGAGAAUCGGAGGAGGGAGGGGGUGGUGGCAGCCGAGGGUGGGCAGGGUGGUGGGGGGCAGAUUGAGGGUGAUGAUGAUGUGAGGUGGAGGUUUAACGUUUGA
Messenger RNA from Diplodia corticola, 1485 nucleotides. RefSeq names its product mfs transporter. Gene Ontology annotation, biological process: transmembrane transport. The record is from RefSeq and is a predicted model, not a curated record. The coding region runs from base 1 to 1485 and encodes 494 amino acids. The transcript has 5 exons. Gene Ontology annotation, molecular function: transmembrane transporter activity. Gene Ontology annotation, cellular component: membrane. NCBI's taxonomy places the organism in Eukaryota, Fungi, Ascomycota, Dothideomycetes, Botryosphaeriales, Botryosphaeriaceae.